AUGGAUAUUUCAGAAUUUGAAAAAAAUUCUCUGUUCAAUAUUAUAUUUCGUUCACCAUAUAUAUCGAAUUCUGAUGAUAAAAAAAACGAUGAAAAAUCAUUUUUUCUUGGUAUCGAUGAAGCUGGUCGUGGUCCUGUAUUAGGUCCAAUGGUUUAUUCAGCAUUUUUUUGUGAUGAAAAACAUUUAUCAGUUUUAAAUGAUCUCGGUUGUGCAGACUCCAAACAAUUAACCGAAGAACGUCGUUCGUCAAUAUUUGCUGAGUAUGAACAGCAUAAAAACUAUUUGGGUUUUAUACUUAAAGUACUUUCACCACAUAUGAUUUCUACUUGCAUGUUACGACGAAAUAAAUACAAUUUAAAUGAUAUGUCUCAUGAUGCAGCGAUUGAAUUAAUAAAAUUAGUUCUUGAUCAAGGUGUCAAUGUUAAACAAGUGUUUGUCGAUACUGUUGGAGAUCCUGAUAAAUAUGCAAAUAAAAUUCGUUCGCAUUUUCCAAAACUAAAAAUUACUGUAUCAAAAAAAGCUGAUUCACUUUAUCCAAUUGUUUCAGCAUCGAGUAUUUGUGCUAAAGUCGUUCGUGAUCAGAUUGUUCAGUCAUGGAAAAUACAUGAAUUUGAUGAAGAAAAACAAUCGAUUCAAUAUGGUUCCGGUUAUCCGAGCGAUCCCCAAACAAAACGAUUUUUAAUUGAAGCCAUCGAUCAAAUAUUCGGUUUUCCAAAAUUUGUUCGUUUUAGUUGGUCAACAGCAUCAACUAUUAUUGAAAAUAAAUGUGUUAAAGUCACUUGGGAUGAUGAUGAAGAUGAAAAUGCAACUACCAAUACAACGAAGAAACGUAAAUCAGAAGUUAUUGAAACAUCAUCAACAACAAAAACACUUUUCAGUUAUUUUGCUCAGAAAAAUGUUACGAAAAAUGAUACUAGUAAUCGACGUACAUCAGGCAGUCAUUUUUUUCGAGCAGCUCGUCUUAAACCAGCUGUUUUUCCAAUGUAA
Adineta steineri is the source of this 987-nucleotide messenger RNA. Lineage: Eukaryota; Metazoa; Rotifera; Eurotatoria; Adinetida; Adinetidae. The record is from the annotation of a GenBank genome assembly.